AUGUCGCUCAAGCCACUCACCCCGCCGCUGCGCUUCUCGACCGUCGCCUUUUCCGGCAAUGACAGGCCCUCGACAUCUGGACCCCAUGCCGGAACGGACGACCCUCGUAGCCAUCCGCAUCACCGCGAAUCGGUCUAUCGAGGCGCGUACCCCAAGGCGCGCAACCUCUAUUUCCUCUCGCGGCUGCACCUCCGCACCGUGCUCAGCUUGACGCCGAGGCCGUUGGACAAUGAUGCCGCCAUCCUGCAGUGGUCCUCAUCGUCGGAAUCUGCUGCGACUGCGCCGUCGGUGGCGGAAAAAGCGUCCCAGCUCGGCGUCCAGCUCGUCCAUGUGCGGUGCGAAAAGCCCAAGGACGAGAGCGGCGGCCUCACGCGCGAAGGUGCGGCGCGGGCGCUCUCGGUGCUCCUCGAUCGGCGCAAUCAUCCGAUCUACGUGCACUGCCUGGACGGUGUAGAGGUGACGAGCACGCUCGUCGCCUGCAUGCGCAAGGUGCAGGCCUGGUCGACACCUGCCAUCCUCGCCGAGCUUGGACGCGCGCUGCGCGAUUCCAGCUCGUCCGAGUGGACCGAGGUGCCCUCGCAUCUGUCGUCCUUUCUCACCAAGUUCGGCCAGCCUGACGGUAUGCGUCUGCCGCCCCGCAACCAUAUCCCGUCCUGGCUAUGGCCCGCGCCCAACCCGCUCUCCAUCCUGGCCGAUCCGUAUGCGUGGGCACCCAGCUCGCAUCACAACGGCCCCUCCAACGGCAACAGCUCUCAAGACGCAUCCAAUGGAGCCGAUUUGCAGAUGGCAAAGAGUCCCUCGCAUGCGCCCGUAUCCUCCGCAUCGUCCGACACUCUGGCUGUCUCUUCCGCCAGAUCUGUGCCUCAGCAACGCGCGCACGCAUCAUUACGGCGUGAUAGGCAGCUGCCCAUCCAUCAUCCCACGCUCAAGCUCCACUUUGAGACGGACCCAGACUUGCCCGCCGAGCCUUGUCCACCGUCGGUCUCCGCAGCUGUCUCGAGCACUGCAUCUUCCGGUGUGCAUCGGCCAGCAACACCUUCGCGUCCACUGCAGGCACACUCGCGCACCUCGUCACACAACAGCAUCGCAAGCCUGCGCACUCCGCCGCAUUCCAGGCCAUCCAGUCGCGCAGGUCGACCUCCCACUGCAAGCACCGCCGGCUCGCAUCCACUCGCAUCGCGCUCCGCCUCGCUGGCGCCAGACCAGGCGAGCUCGGCACGAAGGAACGUCAACACAGCUCGAGAUCCGUCCAGCGCGUCGCUCCUCAGUCCCAGUCCAGCAAGCGCUGCUGGGGGGCUGUCCGAGAGCCAGCUGCCCUCCGUAGCGGCCUUCCUGGAAGAUCAAUUGCUCGACGAUGCUGGGCCGGGCGUCCAUCGUACUUCCGACGGCUCGCCUGUGCGUCCUGGACGUUUCGACACGGCCAUGCCGAGAUUCGCGGAUCAGCCGCUUUGCUUGCAUACGGCCUCUUCCUCGACCGACUCGGGCUCGCUCUCGAUCGAGACCAAGCCGCCACUCGCCACAGCGCACACCGACGACCUCGACGUCAGCACGCCACGCGCUCGGCCCACCACAUCGAGCAACUUCAACAUCGGCAUCGCCGGCACAGUCUUUCACCACGACGACGAGAUUACGGAUCACGAGGGUGAUCUGGCCUCGAGCAUCGGACGCAGGAGCGUCGCGCCAGGGUACAGGGGUGGCACUCCGGGGUCCCGCGUGGUGGUUCCGCUCGAGAAGCGACGGCAGCGCGCAGUCGAGCUGGAUGCACACCAUGUCGAGGGCGAACAGACUCCGACAAAAGCAAGCGCCACAGCGACCAAGCCGAAUCCCGCCGCGCAUGCCAGCCGCACAACCAUGCAGCCAUCCGCUUGGAUCGUGGCUUCAGACCCGAACGAUCCAUUCGUCGGGCCUUCAGAUGGAUUGCAAGUGCGGAGAAGAAACGCUGACGUCCAAGCAUCCCGCACGCAAGACGCCAGCGCUGCAUCCUCCAGCGAAGAACAGCACAGCACGGCGCAAGCACUUGGACGCCCGGACUCGGACACGGGGCGGGAUAACAUCGAUGAAGGACGCAGCCUUGGAAACGACAAUGACCAGGAGUCCGACCACGGCCAAGAUGCAGCCGAUGGAGAGGAGCAAGAGACGAGUGAGGAGGAGGAGGAAGAAGAAGAAGAAGAGGAAGAAGAAGAGGAGGAGGAAGAAGAAGAGGAAGAGGAGGAAGAGGAAGAGGAAGAGGAUGAUGAGGACGAAGAUGAUCUCGCGCUCGAAGCGCUGGAUCUGGAAGGCUACUGA
This is a messenger RNA of Moesziomyces aphidis, 2286 nucleotides long. NCBI's taxonomy places the organism in Eukaryota, Fungi, Basidiomycota, Ustilaginomycetes, Ustilaginales, Ustilaginaceae. The record is from the annotation of a GenBank genome assembly.